Molecule: messenger RNA, 2553 nt
Organism: Clarias gariepinus (North African catfish)
Lineage: Eukaryota; Metazoa; Chordata; Actinopteri; Siluriformes; Clariidae
Product: acyl-CoA dehydrogenase family member 10-like
Exons: 13
Coding region: 107-1855 (582 amino acids)
Source: RefSeq, a predicted model, not a curated record
UAAUGCCGCAGUCUCACGCGCCAGCAGCCGUUAAUGAUGAAGUGCUGAAGUUCUGCUAGUUUAAGCAGCGGUCAGUGUGAAGAGCAGGUUAAGAAGCGGCAGCGUGAUGGAGCUGCAGCGUGGAGCUGCGUGGGUUCUCCGUGUCAGGCCACUCCGUGUCCUCCAGCGCCAUGUGCGAGUCUGCUCGUCCUCCAGCUACAGAGCUGUUGUGUUCGACAUGUUCGGGGUGCUGAUCCCUUCACCUCUCCCUACAGCCACAGAAUGGGAAGAUGAGAAUGGAGUCCCUCGUGGCACGAUAGGCCGAGCUAUACGGGCAGGGGGCAACAACAACUCCUGGAGGAAAUACAUGAGAGGAGAGCUGGGGGCAGAGGAGUUUGUGGAAGCCUUUAGUCGGGACUGCAGUCGAAUUGCUGGUUUCCAGCUCCAUAUUGGCUCUUUCCAUUCUGCGCUGACCAGCGACUCCAUGUCCCGGCCUGUGACCGCUGUAACCGAUGCUGUGCGGUGUGUUCGUGCCGAGGGCUUCAAGACCGCUGUUCUCAGCAACAACUUCCUGUUGCCUGGGGGAAAGUCCUACCUCCCAGUGGACACCUCUCUCUUCGAUAUUGUAGUGGAGUCCUGCAGAGUGGGGUUAUGUAAGCCAGAUGUGAGGAUCUAUCAGCUGUGUGCUGAAAGACUGCUGGUGUCGCCUCAUGAAGUAGUGUUUCUGGAUGAUCUGAGUUUCAAUGUGGAGGCUGCAGUACAAUUAGGAAUGCAUGGCAUCACGGUUAAAGAUCCUGGAUUGGCUGUGAAGGAGCUGGAGCAGGUGCUAAAGAUCCCGUUGUCUGGCUAUAGUGCUGGAACUCGCUCUGAUUGGCAGCUCCCUAUGAAACAGCUGACCCACUAUCUCAAGAAGACUACUCCGCUCCCACUGACCGACCACCAUGUAAAGCAGAGUUAUCUGACUGAUUCUACGUUCCUGUUGAGCUCUGCACAGCAUCAGUUUGUCCUGAGGAAGAAACCAACUACUGAAGCUCUGCAGAAGGAAUGCAGACUUCUCAAGGCCCUUAAAGAGGCCAAAGUCCCUGUGCCGAGUGUUCUUGUCCAGGACGAGACGUCCAGCAAUCCUCUAGGAGCUCCAUUUUACUUGACAAGUCACUGCCCGGGUCGAGUGUUUAAUGACCACUCUGUACCAGGAGAGGGUCCUCAUGGGAAGAGAUGUGUAUAUGAGGCUAUGAUGAGAACCCUCUGCCAGAUACACAGAGUUGAUCUGAAAACUGCAGGUCUAGAGAACCGUAGCGAUCCAGGUGACUUCAUUGAAUCUCAGGUGAAAAUGUGGGCAGAAGAGUUCAAGGAAAAUGAGAUCCAGCCCGUUCCUGCCAUGGACAGACUGAUGGACUGGCUGCUGAUGCAUCUCCCUAAACAUCAGAGACGCACACUGAUCCAUGGAAGCUUCAGCCUGAACAAGUUGGUGUUUGACUCCGAGACUCCAGAUGUGAGGGCAGUAUUGGGCUGGAGUCUUUCUACUGUAGGAGACCCACUUGUGGAUGUGGCUUCCUGUUGUAUGUCCCUCUCCUUUCCCCCUACUGCUUCUAGACAACCAGGGAAGAAGUUUGUUCAGAUGGAUAUUCCAAGUCCAAAGGAAAUGUUUGAGCUGUAUGGCAAAGAAAUGGGAUUGGAGGACAUUCCAAACUGGCAGUUCUACAUGGCUUUCUGCUUCUUCCGCCAGGCUGCUAUCUUACAGACGAAAUAUAAAACAUCACUUACAGGCACUACAAAGACAAGUGAAGUAGAAGACAUUGCACACCUGGCGUGGGAUUUUGCGACUAAGGAAGGAUUCCGUAUCUUUAAAGCUUUGCCUGGAGAAGCCAGCCUUUGAGGAAAUGAUGCACACAACAAUACUUCUAAAUCAAAAGGCAGGCCGAGAAAACUGUUGAGUGCUUCACAGUGCUUUAAAAUCAGGGAGGUAUCAGUUGGUUUGUGUACUAACCAUGAGGUCAGGGUUGCACAGUGUAGCCAAGGUUCAGUAAUCAUUUUGUCUAGAGACAGAGAUCCUCUUGCUGCAUCACUGUCGAGCACCAAAUAGUGACCUGUUUUUAUACAUGGCCUUUAUUUUUGUAAUUUUUGUCUUUUAAUUGUCAUGUUUUUUUGUGUAAAAUAAAAUGGUUUCUUUAUAUUAGUUACCAUAAAGGUUUAUAAGAGUAUAUUAUGUUUGUAAUAUAUUCACCACCCCAAUCCCCAGAUAGAGCUCGCUAUGGAUCUGCCCCAGCACCUUUCAUUAGUGUUCAGGUAUAAAGACAAAAUUAAGGAAAUGGCUUUAAAUAAAUUGCAGUGUCACUUUAAAAAUAGUCAUAACUCAUCCAUAAAGACCUUAAUCUGUCAUUACUCAACACUGCCGUGCCAACAUCCACCCAGCUUGUGUUUGACAGUCUGAAGGUCAGCUACAGUAUUGUAGCCUGAUAAACUCUUAACAAGGUAUAAUCAUGCUUGUAAAACUGUAUUAUUACACUAAUGUUCUUUGCUUUUAGUGUGUUAAUGCGUUUCAGUGACAAAAAUAUAAAACACUCCUGAUUUUAA